ACCUGAGGGGCGCGAGGACGCGCGCGCGCAGCUCUCAAACAGCGCGAGCGGCACGGAAACCAAUGAAAGCCGCAGCAGGGCGAGUCUAACACUGUUUAUCUGGGUAUUAAAGGAGAUUUGUGGCGAAAUAUUAUCAGGCCAGGGAAACAGCUUUCAAGCAUGGAGGCCAGUGGCAGUGGUUGGCCAAGCGAACCCAUGACCUCUUGCUUCUUGGGCAACAUCACCGCCGAGAACUCCAGCACGGGUCGGAUUUACGAGGUGGCCGUGCAAUCGGCGAACGGCUCGACAAAACGCAGUCCACAGUUCGUUGGGGUGGAAUUGCUUCAAUCUUACAAACUUCUUAUCAUUCCUUGCUAUACGAUGGUAGUGCUAGUGGGAGUUUUUGGGAACUAUUUAUUGCUCUAUGUCAUUUGCCAGACCAGGAAGAUGCACAACGUAACUAAUUUCUUCAUCGGGAACCUGGCCUUCUCGGAUAUGUUGAUGUGUGCCACCUGUGUGCCGUUCACCCUGGCGUACGCCUUUAACCCUCGAGGUUGGGUGUUUGGGAAAUUCAUGUGCUAUCUGGUGUUCCUCAUUCAGCCAGUGACUGUGUAUGUGUCAGUGUUCACAUUAACAGCGAUUGGGGUGGACAGAUAUUAUGCUACUGUGCACCCUCUGAAGAAACGCAUCUCAGUCCUGGCUUGUGCUUAUCUACUCUCCGGCAUCUGGAUCCUAUCCUGUGGCCUGGUUGCUCCAGCUGUGGCGCACACGUACCACGUGGAGUUCAGAGAUGAAGGCUUCACCAUCUGUGAGGAGUUCUGGAUGGGCCAGGAGCGCGAGCGUCUGGCCUACGCCUAUAGCACACUCUUCAUCACGUACGUCCUCCCACUCUCGGCACUUUGCAUCUCAUACUUGCGUAUAUCUGUAAAGCUUCGUAACUGUGUGGUGCCCGGACACCACACGCAGAGCCAGGCGGAGGCACAGCGGGCGCGAAAACGCAAAACCUUCCGUCUAGUGACGCUGGUGGUGGCGGCGUUUGCGGUCUGCUGGCUGCCCAUCAGUGUCUUCAACGUCCUCCGGGACAUCGAUAUCGACUUGAUUGACAAGCGAUACUUCCUCCUCAUCCAGCUGCUGUGCCACCUGUGCGCCAUGAGCUCGUCUUGCUGUAACCCCUUUUUGUACGCGUGGCUGCACGAUCGUUUUCGAGCAGAACUGCGAAAGAUGUUCACAUGUCACAGACGCAUUGGCAUUGGGAUACCCGCCAACAACUGUACCGCUGCCAGCGUGGUGCUCUGACAAACAAUGAAGCCGAUGAGACCCAUUCAAAGGAGUUAAUGCCACCAGGAAAUAAUAAAAAAAUAUGGAGUGGUUACUGGUAGAUGCACAGGACAAGGUUCUGGCUGUAUUUUGAGACACAUGACAUGUCUGUUGGUGGCCUGACCAAAAGUGUAUUUCCAUUUCUGCCGAACGUCUCACACUGAGCCUUUCUAGUGAUGCUAGUGUGAAUUUUCAGGCUCAGAACUGAAAUCCUCAAUCAAAACUCAGCACCCUCUGUGAGCAAAUUCUACCUUGAAAAUGGAAGAGAUGGAAUGCUGGAAGAGAAUUAAAAAGAGAACUAUGACCAUCGCAGAAAAAGCCUGUGUUUUGACAAGUUUGGAGCGAGAGAUGUCGAAAGAAUUCUGGAACUGCCCCAAGACUGUAAUGAAGACCUUGGGGAUGCGACGAUACGCUCUGGUCCUAAUUUAAUUUGAUUUGUGAUACUGGCAUCAAAAUUAAAUUUUAAUCGAUUUUCUGAAUAUUCAAAAUAUAAAAAAUGCUCAAGAAAAUUAAGAAAAUAUUUUUAUUUCUGGAUUACAACCAAUGAAAUGUGCAUUAUUGUCUGUAUAAAACUAACAUAAAUGCAGUAAACAGAGGUUUACUAUUGUAAAACUAUUCUACAGGUUUACUAUAUCUAAAAAUAUAGAUAUAGAUUACCGAAUAAAUAUAAAAUCUGUGACCUGGGGAAAAUGAAACAUAACAAGCACCUGAGGUGUCGUUUUAACCGGAAAUAGAGCUCCAAAGCUGGCUAAAAUGCCAGAUUUCCACCACCACUUUCUCAGGCACUGUAAAUCCCAGUGGCAUGGGAUUUGUGUGGUUUGAAAUCUAUUGCAGAUCUCUUUUUAAUGGUUACAACAUGGUUGUUGUGUAACCGUAUAACCUUAUAAUGUGUGUGAGUCAUUGUGAUUCAGAUCUAACGUUCAGCACGCUCUCUCUCUAUAUAUUUUUAUUCCAUGGGAUGUGCAGUUCUUUAGUGUUCAAACAGUACAAGUACAACUGAUGCAUAAUAAAUGUAAUGCUGAUUUUCAUGAUAUGAAUCAAAGAUGAACAGCAUCCCACUUUUGCAUCGUGGUUCACUUGUUACACUUCCAGUAGACCUUCGUUUUCUUGACUCCGAAACUCUCCAACAUUAGAGCAUCAGGAGAACCAGAUUCAGAAAUGCUUUUGUUUGUUAGUCUCGGAAUUUAUUUUGUUAAAUGUUAAGGUUGAAUAAUGUAUGUAUUCAUUCACACAGAUUUAUGAUUCAUUAGAAUACGAAUCGUUAUUAUUAUAAUUACGGUUAUAAAUAUUUAUUAGGCUUGAUCUGUCUAAAUGAAGCCUUUUUGCUGCUCACUCGUAUAUGGAGUGUGAGACGUGACUUUUCUGUACGCUGCAGCUUCAGUUAUAAGCUUCUACCUGAGUUACGAAAGAAUGGAACAUACUGUAAAUGCUUAUAAUACUAAAGUCACAGAGAUUGUCACAGACAAUAGGAUGCUUAAUAUUCUACAGAGCCGAAAACGAUCGCAAGAAAGUACCUUAUCUUGAAUGCUAUAGGAAGCAAACUUUUAUUGAUGGCUAAUCAUUCAACAAUACAUCUUAUCAUCUCUGUAUGUGAUUCCAACUUCGACAUGCUGUACAAAUAGAUGUAAAGUGCAAUGAUGUGGCAUUAAUAAAAAAUAAA
This is a messenger RNA of Hemibagrus wyckioides, 2956 nucleotides long. It is a transcript of the gene prlhr2a, whose product is annotated as prolactin releasing hormone receptor 2a. The record is from RefSeq and is a predicted model, not a curated record. Lineage: Eukaryota; Metazoa; Chordata; Actinopteri; Siluriformes; Bagridae. Gene Ontology annotation, cellular component: plasma membrane; neuron projection. The coding region runs from base 160 to 1275 and encodes 371 amino acids. The transcript is spliced from 3 exons. Gene Ontology annotation, biological process: G protein-coupled receptor signaling pathway. Gene Ontology annotation, molecular function: neuropeptide Y receptor activity; neuropeptide binding.